Molecule: messenger RNA, 2339 nt
Organism: Melanotaenia boesemani (Boeseman's rainbowfish)
Lineage: Eukaryota; Metazoa; Chordata; Actinopteri; Atheriniformes; Melanotaeniidae
Gene: nek2
Product: NIMA-related kinase 2
Exons: 9
Coding region: 248-1585 (445 amino acids)
Biological process (GO): protein phosphorylation
Molecular function (GO): protein kinase activity; ATP binding
Source: RefSeq, a predicted model, not a curated record
UUCGGGACCAAUUUAAACGGAAAGCGAGCGCUUCCUGUUUGUCUUCUCCGACGCACAUGAGUAAAAUAGGAUUGAGAAAAGACAUUCAAAGCUUAAACAUUUGGUCCUUUCAGUCAUUCUAGCAACAGAACGACAUCAUAUAGCUUUAGGAAGCUGCUGGUUUAAAGAUACGUCAAAGCCAAACCAAUUCCGACACUAACGUUAAGUUCGGUAACUUGUAUCGUUAGUGUUUGUGGGCAAAAACAAAAUGCCGUCCCGUGUUGAAGACUACGAGGUGUUGUACACCAUAGGCUCCGGCUCCUAUGGAAGAUGCCAGAAAAUAAGACGGAAAAGUGAUGGAAAAAUUCUUGUUUGGAAGGAGCUGGACUAUGGCACCAUGGCAGAGAGUGAGAAACAGAUGCUGGUAUCUGAGGUGAACCUCCUGAGGGAGCUCAAGCAUCCAAACAUAGUGAGGUACUAUGACCGCAUCAUCGAUCGCCAUAACACCACGCUCUACAUUGUCAUGGAGUAUUGUGAAGGCGGGGAUCUAGCUAGUCUCAUCAGCCGUUGCAUCAAAGAAAGGCGUUAUUUAGAGGAGCUGUUCAUCCUACGAGUCAUGGCACAGCUCACUUUAGCCCUGAAAGAGUGUCACAGGAGGAGCGACGGCAGGGCCACGGUUCUUCAUCGAGACCUGAAACCAGCCAAUAUCUUUCUUGACGUCAGACAGAACGUCAAGCUUGGCGACUUUGGCCUCGCGAGGAUUCUGAACCACGAUACCAGCUUUGCAAAAACAUUUGUUGGGACUCCGUACUACAUGUCUCCAGAACAAAUAAACAGGAUGUCAUACAAUGAGAAGUCAGAUAUUUGGUCACUGGGAUGUUUGCUGUAUGAACUUUGCGCAUUAUCGCCUCCGUUCACUGCUUACAACCAGAAGGAGUUGGCAGAGAAGAUCAGAGAGGGGAAGUUCAGAAGAAUCCCAUAUCGGUACUCUGAAGAACUGAACACCUUACUCAGCAAAAUGCUCAACUUAAAGGACUACCUGAGGCCCUCUGUGGAGUCUAUUCUACAAAGCAGCUUGUUAAGUGAUGCGGUCACCGAGGAGCAGAGGAAGGCGCAGUUGCGACCCCGGAGGAAGUCUGCAGACUCAGAUAGUCCCCCCAACAAACCGUGUGAACCGGUGCCCGUCCCCGCUGCAGAGCUCAGACUCAGGGAGCAGGCACUGCGGGACAGAGAGCAGACCCUGAAAGAACGAGAGGAGAGACUUGAGAAAAGGGAGAAGGAGCUGUGUAUCCGGGAGCAACAGACAAGUGAAAAGCUUGCACGGGCUGAAAGUUUGCUGAGGAAUUACAGCCGGCUGCAGCAGCAGAGGGAUGUGGCGCUGCUGUAUGGCAAAGAUAUAGAUGUGGAGAACCUGUCCCCUGGCAAGAAGAAGGUCCACUUUGCCGGUGAAAGCAAUGAGAACCGGCAGCCCGACUGCCUUCAAGGUGCAACGUCUCAGGAGCUGAUGAGGAGGCGGCUGCAGGCUGCAAAUCUUCGUGCUCAAAAACUGAAUGAAGUGGAGAAGAUCUGUCAGUUCAAGAGCAGGCAGAUCCUCGGCCUCCGAUGAUCAUACAAACACAACUAUCUCACACAUAUAAAUGUAAAAGUUUGAGUAGUAAAAACUGGAUGUAAAUAGAGUUAUUUAUAGGAUGACAGAGUAGUUGUGACGUGUGAAUCAAAAUGAAUCUGUCUAGUUUAUUUUUGUGUAUGUUGUUGGUCAUAGUGCCAAAAUUUUACUUGGCUGUACAGUCUGUGUGGAUUUUCUUUAGUAUUGCAGGCAGCUAUUGUGAUUGUUGAUGUGCAUAUUCUUGCUGUUUAUCAGUUUCUUUCACAAAUUAUAUAUUAAAUAUAAAGGGGAGAUUUCCUGAAGAUUUGGACAUCUGAUGGUAAUGAAGACAAAACUAUAUCUCAUGAUUGUGAAUUUGAUUUUUAUACCAUAUAAAACUUUUCAUUUCACUUUUAAAAAUGUCCAUUUUGUAAGAUGUAUAAUCCAUGCCUUAAUUUAAAAAAAAGUAAUCAAAAAGCGGUUAUUUUAAGUUUGCAUUACAGACUUCAGGGAAGCUCUUUAAUCAAGAUUGAUGGUCCCCACAAGGGGUCAUCAGUUUCCUAUGAUCAGUAAGAUUAAAGGCAAUUGUAGUAAUGAUAGGACACCCAUCAAAGUCAUUUUUUCUCUUUAAAAGAAAUGCAGAUACAAUUAGAAGGGGACAUUUGUUAUAUUUUGUUUUAUGAAAGUUUGUAGUUGAUAAAAAGAUUUAUUGUUUAAUACGUUUAUAAUGUAAAGUCAUUAACAGAGCUCUGGCAAAUAAAACUAUUUAGUUUGA